AUGGCGGCUCCCGCCCCCGAAAUCACCAUGUUGGACGAGAAGAGAGAUGCCGAGCACAUCGACCAGGAGGAGUUCGGCCAGCACAUGCAUAUUCCGAAAAGAGAGGCGCCGCCGUUGGUGCGCGACCUGACGCCUGAGCAGAGAACCGAGAUGGAGGCAAAGCUGCGCCGCAAGAUCGACCUGCGUCUGAUGCCAAUGAUCAUCAUCAUGUACAUCCUCAACUACAUUGACCGCAACAACAUUGCCGCCGCCCGCUUGUCCGGCAUGGAAGAGGACCUGGGCCUGAGCGAAAGCCAAUACUUGACCUCCGUCAGCAUUCUGUUUGUCGGCUACCUCCUCAUGCAGGUCCCUUCCAAUCUUUACCUGAACAAGAUUGGCCUGCCCGCCAUCUACCUGCCCACGUGCAUGAUCAUCUGGGGUGUCAUCUCCACCGCCACCGCAGCUUGCCAAAGCUUUGGCGGCCUCGUCGCAUGUCGAUUCUUCCUCGGCUUCAUCGAAGCCGCCUACUUCCCUGGCUGCCUUUUUUUCUUGUCGUCAUGGUAUACGCGUAAAGAACUUGGCCUGCGCACCGCCAUCCUGUACUCCGGUGCCCUUAUCUCGGGUGCUUUUUCUGGCCUGAUCGCUGCCGGCAUCAGAGGCAACAUGGACGGCGAUCGCGGGUUACGCGCGUGGAGGUGGUUGUUCAUCAUCGAAGGCGUCGUCACCAUCUUCAUCGCCUCCUUUGGCUUUUUUAUCCUCCCUAACUUCCCGCGCACCACCAAGUGGCUCACCGAAGAGGAGCGUCAGCUGGCCGUAUGGCGUCUGCAGGAAGAUAUCGGCAUGGACGACUGGACCGGGGCCGAGGACCAGAGUUUAUGGAUCGGGUUCAAGCUGGCGUGCAUGGACGUCAAGAUGUGGGUCCUCAUGGGCUUGCUCUUUGGCAUUGUCAGCGCCGGCAGCGUCACCACCUUCUUCCCUUCCGUCGUCGAGACCAUUGGCUACGGUCAGGUCGAGACGCUUCUCCUGACCGCACCGCCGUACAUACUUGCCGUCAUCACCACAGCCCUAAACGCAUGGCACGCCGACAAGACCGGCGAACGCUAUCUGCACGUCGUGCUACCCAUCUGCCUGGGCAUCGUGUCCUUCAUCCUGGCCGCCGCCACGCACGCCACGGCGCCGCGCUACGUCGCCAUGAUGCUGAUGGUGUCGGGCGUCUACACCGGCUACGUCGUCGUGCUGGCCUGGAUCUCCAACACGAUCCCGCGCCCGCCCGCCAAGCGCGCCGCCGCCCUCGCCUUCAUCAAUGCCGUGUCCAACAGCUCGUCCAUCUGGACCUCGUACCUGUACAUCAACCCGCCCGGUUAUGUCAUCGCCUUCUCCGUCGACUGCGCCAUGCUUGGUCUGGCCGUUAUCUGCGCGACCAUACUGCGUUUCAUCCUGGUGCGGCUGAACAAGAAGCUGGAUCGGGGCGAGCACGUCGAGGGGGCCGUCAACGCCGUCCCAGGCCAGGCUGCCGACAGAGGUUUCCGCUUCUUGACGUAA
Diplodia corticola is the source of this 1521-nucleotide messenger RNA. RefSeq names its product pantothenate transporter liz1. The record is from RefSeq and is a predicted model, not a curated record. Bases 1 to 1521 code for a protein of 506 amino acids. Gene Ontology annotation, biological process: transmembrane transport. The transcript is spliced from 4 exons. Gene Ontology annotation, cellular component: membrane. Lineage: Eukaryota; Fungi; Ascomycota; Dothideomycetes; Botryosphaeriales; Botryosphaeriaceae. Gene Ontology annotation, molecular function: transmembrane transporter activity.